GGCCGCGGCUUCCGGCGCGCUCCCCUCGGGCGGUAGGGGUCGCCAGUUGGGUGCACCUCGGCCCGCGCGGCUCCUGUCGGGGCAUGUGCGGGCCUGUGUGUGUAGAAGAAAAAUGGAGCAAGAAGCCGAGCCUGACGGGCAGCCCUAAGUCUUCGGACCGAGGUCCUGCCGCUUCCGCCGCCAGAAGCCACCCUCUCCUGACCUAGCAAAUGUGCAAUACCAGCAUGUCUGUGUCUACUGAUGGUGCUGUAAGCACCUCACAGAUUCCAGCUUCAGAGCAAGAGACCCUGGUUAGACCAAAGCCAUUACUUUUGAAGUUGUUGAAAUCUGUUGGUGCACAAAAAGACACUUACACUAUGAAAGAGGUUAUAUUUUAUCUUGGCCAGUAUAUUAUGAACAAACGAUUAUAUGAUGAGAAGCAACAGCAUAUUGUAUAUUGUUCAAAUGAUCUUCUAGGGGAUUUGUUUGGAGUGCCAAGCUUCUCUGUGAAAGAACACAGGAAAAUAUAUACAAUGAUCUACAGAAACUUGGUAGUAGUCAAUCAGCAGGAACCAUCAGAUUCAGGCAUACCUGUGAGUGAAAACAGGUGUCAUCUUGAAAGUGGGAGUGAUGAAAAGGACCCUGUGCAAGAGCUACAAGAAGAAAAACCUUCAUCUUCAGAUUUGGUUUCUAGACCAUCUGCCUCAUCUAGAAGGAGAACGAUUAGUGAGACAGAAGACAAUUCAGAUGAAUUACCUGGUGAACGACAAAGAAAGCGCCACAAAUCUGAUAGUAUUUCCUUUUCCUUUGAUGAAAGCCUUGCUCUGUGUGUAAUAAGGGAGAUACGUUGUGAAAGAAACAGUAGCAGUGAAUCAACAGGGACUUCAUCAAAUCCGGAUCUCGAUGCUGGUGUCAGUGAACAUUCAGGUGAUUGGUUGGAUCAGGAUUCAGUUUCAGAUCGAUUCAGUGUAGAAUUUGAAGUUGAGUCUUUCAAUUCGGAAGAUUAUAACCUUAGUGAAGAAGGACAAGAACUCUCAGAUGAAGAUGAUGAGGUAUAUCAAGUUACCGUGUAUCAGGCAGGGGAAAGUGAUACGGAUUCAUUUGAAGACGACCCUGAAAUCUCCUUAGCUGACUAUUGGAAGUGUACUUCAUGCAGUGAAAUGAAUCCUCCCCUUCCACCACAUUGCAACAGAUGCUGGGCCCUUCGUGAGAAUUGGCUUCCUGAAGACAAAAGGAAAGAAAAAGGGAAAAUGGAUGAGAAAACUGAACUUGAAAACUCAGUACAAGUAGAAGAGGGCUUUGAUGUCCCUGAUUGUAAAAAAAAUCCUACAGUGUAUGAUUCCCGAGAAUCAUGUAUUGAGGAAAAUGAUGAAAAGAUCACACAAGCCUCCCAAUCCCAAGAAAGUGAAGACUAUUCUCAGCCAUCAACUUCUAGUAGCAUCAUUUAUAGCAGCCAAGAAGAUGUCAAAGAGUUAGAGAAAGAAGAAACACAAGACAAAGAAGAAAGUGUGGAGUCUAGUUUUCCACUUAAUGCCAUCGAACCUUGUGUGAUUUGCCAAGGUCGACCUAAAAAUGGUUGCAUCGUCCAUGGCAAAACAGGACAUCUUAUGGCAUGUUUUACAUGUGCAAAGAAGCUAAAGAAAAGGAACAAGCCCUGCCCAGUAUGUAGACAACCAAUUCAAAUGAUCGUGUUAACUUAUUUCUCCUAGUUGACCCUUCUAUAAAAGUAGAAUUAUAUAUUUCUAACUAUAUAACCCUAAAAAUUUAGACAACAGGAAAUUUUAUUUUUUUACUUGUAUCAAAACAAGAAGGUAUCUUGAUGCAUGUAGAUUUGUUUUCUGUAGUGUAAUUUACCUACUUUGGGAGAGGGAAUAGUGAAUAUUUAUUUUCUUUAAUGAAAAUUUCACUCCUGUUUAUAUUUAGAUUUUAAUGUAAUUUGAAUUGGAUAUAUAGUUCUUCCUUUACCCCUGCCCCUCAUAUUUUAAAUAAUUUUCACUUUCUCUUAAACGAGAAGUAUCUGAUUUUUUUUAAAAAAGUGCUGCAAGUAGGACAUUUAAAUAUAACUUAUUUAGUACUUUUUAUGUGAGGAGGAGAAAAAGUACGAAAUACUUAGUAUUUAAAUUUUAGAUAUUCUUAAACCUUUUGACUCAGACUUUAUUCUUUCAGAGACUCUUAAAAUACUCCUGGAUAAAAAAGUAAUUGGUAGUUAUAUUUGGUGCUGUGUAAGUAAAAAUGCUCUUAUCUAGCUUCAUUGAUAUAGUAAAGGAUAGGUGAUAAUGAUAAUGUCAGUUUGAGAAGUUUUUGAGAAUAGCCAUCAUUUACUCAUAACUUUUUUAAGGCUCUUUGGUACAAUGUGGAAUUGUCUAGGCAUCUAACUUAGGCAGAUUGUUUCAUCCAGGCCCUUUUCCAUACCUAAUUUCAGAGUUUAGUGCCAUCUGUUGUUUGAAGUUGAAAAAUUAUAAGUCACUUUGAAAUGUCUUCAUCAGCUGGGUUACAUGUUCCUGGUAGUUACCUAGGUUUCAGACGUUUGCUUAGGGCCAGUUUUGGAAACAAGUGAAUUCACAAAGACUAAUUGAGAAACUUAAUAAUUAGAAGGAUUGUUUGUUUUUAAACUAGCUGGAAAUGUCAUAAGUUCUCUCAGUAAAACAACUGAUUGCUUUCCUUUAAGACCAGUAGGGUCAAACAUAGGAUUAUAAAAUAUCAAACUGAAUAGAUUAACAUACUGAUUUAUAUUUAAAUAUAAAUCUUCAGCAAAAUAGUGAAAAUAACCACUUUGAUUUAGAGUCCCAAUGUUUUUCUCCCCUGUAGGACAGUUGUACAUAGUCAGGUGAGGACAAUAAAAUCAACUGAACUAUUAGUUUAGAAUGGAACUGAAGGAAAAUUUUGCACAGCAAGUUUGUGUGCCAGUUACUAAUGGUAUUGUAUUAAACUCUAAAAACAAACGACACGUGCAUGUGACUUACUGUGUAUACGUAUAUACGUAGAAAACAAAUGCUUGAAGCAAUCAGUACAUUAGCCAAAGAGUGAUCUUUAAAUACAUUAAAGCUUUAUUAAUUUGGGAUUUAUAAUAACUUCAAGUAGAGUUGGUAGCAAAAAUGCAGUUAUAAACACUGUACUUUCAGGAUAUGUUAUACAGUGUUAUGCUAUUUACAAAACAUUCAGAUCUGCAAAUUGUCUCAUUCAGCAUGCCUAUCAUUACUAUCUUGAUUGUCUAAAAUUUUGGCUUUUUAUACAUAAAUUUAUUGAUUUAUGAAUAAACGAUUUAUUAAUUGUUUGAGAA
Pteropus alecto (black flying fox) is the source of this 3259-nucleotide messenger RNA. RefSeq names its product MDM2 proto-oncogene (gene MDM2). NCBI's taxonomy places the organism in Eukaryota, Metazoa, Chordata, Mammalia, Chiroptera, Pteropodidae. The coding region runs from base 210 to 1688 and encodes 492 amino acids. The record is from RefSeq and is a predicted model, not a curated record. The transcript has 11 exons. Gene Ontology annotation, molecular function: ubiquitin protein ligase activity; identical protein binding. Gene Ontology annotation, biological process: negative regulation of apoptotic process; regulation of cell cycle. Gene Ontology annotation, cellular component: nucleus.